This is a messenger RNA of Suricata suricatta (meerkat), 1381 nucleotides long. It is a transcript of the gene SNRNP27, whose product is annotated as small nuclear ribonucleoprotein U4/U6.U5 subunit 27. The record is from RefSeq and is a predicted model, not a curated record. Gene Ontology annotation, cellular component: precatalytic spliceosome. Lineage: Eukaryota; Metazoa; Chordata; Mammalia; Carnivora; Herpestidae. The coding region runs from base 51 to 518 and encodes 155 amino acids. The transcript is spliced from 6 exons. Gene Ontology annotation, biological process: RNA splicing.
GUUGUUGCUCAAUCGUUUCCGGGGCAGGUUGAGGUGGAGGAAGAUUUCCGAUGGGUCGCAGCCGCAGCCGCUCUCCACGGAGGGAGCGCAGGCGGUCACGGUCCACAUCUCGUGAGAGAGAACGCAGGCGCCGAGAAAGGUCCCGGUCCCGGGAGAGGGAUCGUCGAAGGAGCCGCUCUCGAUCCCCGCACAGAAGACGCUCCAGAUCCCCAAGACGGCAUAGAUCCACAUCCCCGUCUCCUUCUCGACUGAAAGAAAGAAGAGAUGAGGAAAAGAAAGAAACAAAAGAAACAAAGAGCAAAGAACGUCAGAUUACGGAGGAGGACUUAGAGGGCAAAACAGAGGAAGAAAUUGAAAUGAUGAAGUUAAUGGGAUUUGCCUCUUUUGACUCCACAAAAGGAAAAAAGGUGGAUGGCUCUGUAAAUGCCUAUGCCAUAAAUGUGUCUCAGAAGAGGAAGUACAGGCAGUAUAUGAAUCGGAAAGGCGGAUUCAACAGACCUUUGGAUUUCAUUGCAUGAGAACUAAAAUGUUAAAGAAUGAUUUUUUCAUCUUGCUCAGAAGAGUGGAUUUUGUAUUUCAUAUUUAAUAUUCAUAAAAAAACAGGAUCACAGUACUUCCUCCUUGUAAAAGUAAGAAUAUGUUAUUUAUGGUAUGUGCAUUUCACUUUCCCAGACUCAGAAAAAGGAAGGUUAGUAUUUUUUUCUUUUAGCAAAUGUCAGUUGGGGCAGUCGUCACCCCCAGGUUCUCGCUCUUGUUGUGGUGGAGUCUGUUUCUUCUUGGAUGCCCAUUCAGACUUUUUAAAACCCGUGCAAGUGAUUUGGAUGGAAGUUUCUCAAAUAAAGCAAUAUUUCUACCCUUUUCUAUUUGAUAACUAUUUUUAUUACUAAAUAAAAUUUAUCUCCCUACACAUUUUCUUUCCCUACAUAUUUUCUGUGGGGUUUUUUUCAACUGUUAUUUACCCCAUUUAUUAUCUUGCCUCCAAUUAUCAUUUUCCUCACUUAUUUUUUUCCCCUUUUCAAAGGCAGUACAUGCUUAUUAUAUAAAAACUUGGAAGAAACCAAAAACUAAACAGAAAGGCAAAAAUCACCUCCAUUCUACCCCCAGAAACAAUCUGUAUUUUGGUGUCUGUCUUUCCAGUCUCUAUGGUAUAUAUUUAUUGACACCACCCAUGAUAUUAGACUUUAUAUGCUGUUCUCUUUUUGUUCAUCUUUUUUCUCCCAUGUACUGUGAGUGGUUUUUUUUUUUUUCCUUAGAUGUUCUUUAGAAACUUUUAGUAGCUACUUGGUUUUUCCAUAAUUUAUUAACUAAUGUUUUAUUGGCAAACAUUGGCUUCCCUCCCAUGACUUGCUGUUCUAAUUAAAACUGAGCAGUAUCCCUGUUA